AUGGGAAAGAAUACCGACAAGUUAUACAUUACACAGAGCGAAUGGGCACUAGGAGAUCACAGUGUCGGCGGCGGAAAAAAGAGCGAGGCACAAUCUGGCGUCCAGAAGAAUCCCUUUUGGCACUGCACUAUUGGCCAGCAACCUAUCGAGCACAAGAACAUGAUGUGUGACAAGCUGGGUUACGUUUACGACAUCAAGAACAUUGUGCCUUACAUUGUCAAGCAGGGUAAAAAGGCCGGCAAGAAGGGCGUACCGCAUCCAGUGGAGCCUGGAGCCACAUUGACUCGAACAGAUCUCAUGAAGCUGACAGUCACAGUGAAUGGAGAGGGCAAGAUUAUUGAUCCCGUGAGCUUCAAGGAGAUGAGCAAGUACCACAAUGCCGUGGUUGUGCGGCCAAGCAAACGGGUAUAUUUGGAGGACACAAUCAAGGAGCUAGGCAAGAGUGGGAGGGAUCCUGUGAGCGACGAAGCAUUCACCAAGACCGAUGUGUUGAGGUUACGCAAUUUUGCUGAGAUGGAGGAAGGGGAUGGAACAUUAGUGAAAAAAGGAGAGGCAGAUUCGUCAGCACAAGAUAUCAAGCCUACGGAUCGAACUGGCCAGACCACAACCCAUCACGUGGCAGCUUCGUUGACAUCCACAACUUAUGUACCAACCACUCAGGUGACUGUGAUAGAGGAGGAUCUGGUGGACAAGCUUAAGCCCAAGAUGGCUGAACUCAAGGACCCAGUAUAUGCUCUGCUGACGAUAAAUUGCCAGGGCAAACGAGGUCAAAUAAACCUGGAGUUGUAUCCCUAUAAUGCACCCUUGACGGUCUACAACUUUGUCAAGCUUGCACAGAAGGGGUAUUACGAUGGCACCAUUUUCCACCGCAACAUUAAGCAUUUCAUGAUCCAGGGUGGAGAUCCUACCGGCACUGGCUCGGGUGGAGAGUCCAUUUUUGGCAAAACCUUUAGAGAUGAAUGCGGGACCUUCAACCCUCAUACUCACGAUAGUCGGGGAGUGCUAAGUAUGGCGAAUAGAGGCAAGGGAACCAACUCCAGCCAGUUCUUCAUCACCUACAGCCGAGCCCCUCAUCUGGACGGGAAGCAUACUGUGUUUGGACGGGUGGUGGACAACUCGUUUCUGACUACGUUGGAGCUGUCUGAGACGGUGGACGACAAACCCGUGAAAAAUAUCACGUUGGAGAGUGUUAGUGUUUCGAGCGACCCGUUUUCUUUCUUGGAGGGUGGGCAUAUUAAUGCACAAGAGGCCAAUAAGAAGACGACGCCCAUGGAUGACUCGCCGUUUCUAAAGAAGCAGACCGGAGAGAGUGGCAAGAUUGGACGGUAUCUGAAGCUGUCCGAGCCUGCAGAAGACGCUGCUGACGAUCCCACCUCGUCCAUUUCUCAAAAGAGGAAGCGAAUCACCUCGUUGGCCAACAGUAAUUUUUCUGGGUGGUAA
This is a messenger RNA of Yarrowia lipolytica CLIB122, 1440 nucleotides long. RefSeq lists its product as uncharacterized. Gene Ontology annotation, molecular function: peptidyl-prolyl cis-trans isomerase activity; ubiquitin protein ligase activity. The record is from RefSeq and is a predicted model, not a curated record. Gene Ontology annotation, biological process: protein folding; protein polyubiquitination; protein peptidyl-prolyl isomerization. Gene Ontology annotation, cellular component: catalytic step 2 spliceosome. NCBI's taxonomy places the organism in Eukaryota, Fungi, Ascomycota, Dipodascomycetes, Dipodascales.